AUGGCAAAAGCUAAGUUACGUGUUAAAACAGGAUGUUUAGCAUGCAAGCUCAAAAAGAAAAAAUGCGACGAGCGCCAACCAGUUUGUUCACGGUGCUCCAAAUCAGCACGUCAAUGUAUCUGGCCGGAAUUGUUUUCGGACAAACGAUUUAAAGGCGGAAACAAUUUGCACUCAGUCGCCACAGUAGCAUUAAAAUCUUCCACGGUUGUUGCUUCCAAUGUUUCCCAAUCAGACACUCAACUUAUGAGUUUUGUGUUUCCAAACAACCACAUUCUUCCAGGGGUGGUCUUAGAUAACCAUGAGAUUGAACUUUUGAAUCGCUUCACAGUAUCUUUUAUUCCAGCCAUUAGCCCCCCACACGCACAUGAAAAACUUCGACCAUUAUCAACUUUUGUUCCCUAUGUAACUGUGAGACAAGAGUUGAUAGAUCUAUUUUUAGCUUGCGGAGCUAUCGACAAAAGUUGGAAUCAUCAUGACUCGCGGGCACGCGCAUUUGAUUAUUAUAAGCGGUUCCUGAAAAAUUGGCGAAAACAAGCAAGUGGAGAGGGACCUGGCAGGUUCGAUAAUCUUGUGUUUGUCACCGUACAAUUGGUGUUGCUAUUGGAUAAACACAUCGGAACGAACAGUAGAUCUGUGUGUGGACAUGUUUCGAUGGGGUUCAAGGUGUUACAACGGCAAAGUAAAACCAGUUAUCUUGAAGCUACACAUCAACCCAUUCAAAGAGUACUGUUGGAAUCCUUUUUAUACAACUACGUCGUUUCGAUCCUUUUUGCGGCAGAAGAAGAUUUGGAUCUUCUUCCUCCAAUUGGAACCCUUGACCAAUUCAAAUCUGCGUUGGAAAAUCCAAUUUUUAAAGGAGCAUCUGAGGUUUGGGCAAAUAACCCUGUGAUGGGUGCAAGCAUCGAUCUUUUCAGCAAGAUCGAAAAAUUAUCCUGGUUCUUCAGACUUCAGAGCAGAAUACCAGUACACUCCGAAGCACAAAUACUCCUCGAAGAACUAAAAGAGUUUUGUGCGGUACAAUCGGAUGAUUACGGAUUGCAUAUGCAUCAGAAUGUUUCUUACAUGUACUCAAUAGCAGGACGACUGAUACUUUUAAAAAUGCUACAUCCAGAGUUCCCAGACACCGACCCACAAAUCGAGAGCUUGGUAAACGAGGCUCUAGUGUAUUUAGUCAAUACCAAAAUGGGGGCUCAUAAUGGUUGUGUGGGGAGUAUAGUCGCCUGGCCAUUGGCUAUAAUUGGAUUUGCGAGUAGAUCAGAAUUACAAAGGGCAAUUAUUCUUAGGAAGGCAGAGGAGUUAGGUGAGACAUUACACGCAGGAUUCGCUCUCCAGGUGAGUGAGCUAGUUCGAAUAUCAUGGGAAGAAGGGCUCGGCUUGAAUAUACUUUAUGCCACCGAACUUUUGGCAAACUUUGCAUUGUAA
Molecule: messenger RNA, 1422 nt
Organism: Ogataea philodendri
Lineage: Eukaryota; Fungi; Ascomycota; Pichiomycetes; Pichiales; Pichiaceae
Exons: 1
Coding region: 1-1422 (473 amino acids)
Biological process (GO): positive regulation of transcription by RNA polymerase II
Cellular component (GO): nucleus
Molecular function (GO): transcription cis-regulatory region binding; DNA-binding transcription factor activity, RNA polymerase II-specific; zinc ion binding
Source: RefSeq, a predicted model, not a curated record